UCAAAAGAUUGCAAACCUUAUUGUUGACAGAAUGGGAGGUCCUGUUAGUGAUGCAGAAGACAUGUCUAGGAGGUGGAAAGCAAGGAGUUACGAUUUGCAAGUUUUUCUGAAUACAAUCAUCCUUCCGAUUGGCUGUCUUGAUGUUGGACAUUCGCGUCAUAGGGCCUUGCUCUUUAAGGUACUUGCUGAUAGGAUCAACCUCCCAUGUAAGCUAGUCAAAGGGAGUUAUUAUACUGGCACUGAUGAUGGAGCUGUGAACUUGAUAAAAUUGGAUAAUGGAAGCGAGCACAUAAUUGAUUUAAUGGGGGCUCCAGGCACUCUAAUUCCUGCUGAUGCACCCUGUGGUCAUGUUCGAAAUUUUGGGUUAGAUACAAGGAGUAUUGCCUCUGCCACGGGAAUUGCCAAAAGCUCAUUGACAGAGUUGGACGAAGGAGUGCAGUUAUUUGGCGAUGUUUUGUGCAAAGACAGCGUAAAUUAUUUUCCUGAAGGGUUGGCAGCCCAACAGCUGAAAAUGGACCCUACUGUUUCUAAUCCUGGAUUUGGUGGUGGCCUUGUGCAGUUAUCUGGACAGAAAUAUGAAUCUUCAUCAGAACUGAUGGAAGUAGCUUGCAGUAAUGACCAGUCUAAUUCUAGCAAGGUGCACAAGUUACCAAUUGACCCUGUGUUGAAUGGGGUUUCCGGAAUUUUGUGGGAGGAUCUUCAGAUUGGCGAACGUAUUGGUAUAGGGUCAUAUGGUGAAGUCUACCGAGCAGAAUGGAAUGGCACAGAAGUCGCUGUCAAAAAAUUAAUGAAACAAGACAUUUCAGGCAAUGCCCUCGCACAAUUUAAAUGCGAGGUUGAUAUAAUGUUGAGGCUGAGACAUCCAAAUGUUGUUCUUUUCAUGGGAGCUGUAACAAUUCCCCCGAAUCUGUCCAUAUUGACAGAGUUUUUACCAAGGGGUAGUUUAUAUAAGCUUAUUCACCGUCCAAAUAUCCAAAUUGAUGAAAAAAGGCGAUUAAGAAUGGCUCUUGAUGUGGCCAAGGGAAUGAAUUACUUGCACACGAGCCAACCUAUCAUUGUGCAUCGUGAUUUGAAGACUCCAAACCUCCUCGUUGAUAAGAAUUGGGUUGUUAAGGUUUGUGAUUUUGGGAUGUCAAGGUUGCAGCAUCACACUUUUCUAUCUUCGAAGUCAGCUGCUGGAACGGCUGAGUGGAUGGCACCAGAGGUUCUAAGGAAUGAACCGUCCAAUGAGAAAUCUGAUGUAUAUAGCUUUGGAGUAAUAUUAUGGGAGUUGGCAACUUUACGAGUUCCAUGGACGGAAAUGAAUUCGAUGCAGGUUGUUGGAGCUGUUGGAUUCCAGGGUAGACACCUUGAUAUUCCACCUACAGUGGAUCCAUUGGUUGCGGGGAUAAUAAGUGACUGUUGGCAUCGCAGAAAUCCACAGGCACGCCCUUCGUUUGGUCAGAUUAUCACCCGCCUCAAGUGUUUGCAGUGUCUAAGCAUACAGGAAACAAACUCAUGUAAAUCCCCAGUGAUGAUGUAACAAUAAUUGAGAACUCGUGUAGAUGCAGAGUGAUACGCAAGUUGUUGGAUUGGGAAUUGUUUGUUGAUUUCAAGUUUGGACUUAGCACUGAACAGAGCAAAUAUCCUGUGUGUCGACAGCUCCACAAAGUGUGGUUGGGGACACCAUUGGAGUACUAGCAAAGCUGGUAAUAGUAAUUUGUGCAUGAAGUCCUGAAAUGUAGAGAGAAAAUUAUAAGAAGGCGUUUUCUUGUUAGGUUUAGGAUUGAUAAAAUAUAGUUUGUGCCAUUCAUUUGUAAGAAUGUCUUCUUAAUUUUACAAAAGAAAAGGUGACUUUUGGGGAAUUUGUUGAGAUCGUCCAGGGAGCAAAUGUAAAAAAAUUGGUCUCUACAGGUUGUGCCAAGCUGAGAACUCAUAAAAGUGAGAAAUAUUUGUCAAUUUUUAUCUUCUCUUUUCUUGUUUUA
Messenger RNA from Olea europaea var. sylvestris, 1964 nucleotides. RefSeq names its product probable serine/threonine-protein kinase SIS8. Gene Ontology annotation, biological process: protein phosphorylation. The transcript is spliced from 13 exons. Lineage: Eukaryota; Viridiplantae; Streptophyta; Magnoliopsida; Lamiales; Oleaceae. Gene Ontology annotation, molecular function: protein kinase activity; ATP binding. Bases 32 to 1522 code for a protein of 496 amino acids. The record is from RefSeq and is a predicted model, not a curated record.